AACAGUAUGAUGUUUCCAACAUUUUGAACACUAAACAUAAAAAAUGCCAACAUAUUUUAGUCUGGGGACUUCAGGGAAAAAUCAUUUUGAUAUCAGAGUUCCCAAUUACACAUAGGCUACAUUUGAAAUGUAUUGGGGCCCAUAGAAGACCAGUAGCACCACCAUGACCAAGAAGCCUUCCAAUAAAAAUAUUUUCCCAAUUAAAAUGGUAUUUUAAUACACAUACUGAUUGCUAAAAACAACUUACUAACUUACUGACGGCCAACAAUUUCCAAUGUUGUAGGGUACUCUGUAAAUAAUGUCACUUUUUGCAACAUAGAUAGCCCAAGGCAUGCGAGGAAAAGAAAGACGUGAAUAAAGGUGUGAAUACUCUUCGUCGUGACCAUUUCAACUUCCAAGAACUGCUGGUCUACUACUCCACAUUUUCUUUAACUACUCACACAGCGUAGGCGCUCCGCUACUGUAAGAAACGACUGUGUGGGUGCUCUGCAAACAGCGACCAGGACGACCUUAAAUAAGGGGCUGGACUCAGUAGGUACAGCAGAACCCGCUGCCUCCCUUCAGUGAUGCGGUGAAACUGCGCUGCGUUUUGUCCGCUAUAUAAACCGCACACAGACAGCAGAGCUCACAGCUUCAGUGGACAGCUCCGUAGUGCUGAAACCUCACACUUUCUCCACACAUUCACUCACCGAGCCGCGGUGCAUGACUGGAAACAUGGACGGAUUCUCGUGGAAACUUUUUUUACUUUCUUGCCUGGUUGUUGUGGAGAGCUCGGCGCAAGACUUCGGACAGACGCAGUUUAUUUGCACGUCGGUGCCCAAGGAUAUGGACUUGUGCACGGCAACGAUGCAGAACAGCGGGCCGGCAGAGGAUCUGAAAACCACGGUCAUGCAGCUGCGGGAGACCGUGCUGCAGCAGAAGGAGACAAUAAUGAACCAAAAGGAGACAAUCAGGGAACUAACAUCCAAGUUGAGCCGCUGCGAGAGCCAGAGCCUCCCGGCGGCGGGACCCGGUGGGAGACGGCCGGGGUCAAAGAACACGAUGGGGGAUGUAUCCCGUGGCACUACGGAAACUCUGGCCCAGCUGGGUCAGACUUUGCAGACCUUAAAACAGAGACUGGAGAACCUCGAGCAGUACAGCCGAGGCAACAACACAGUGCAGGCAAACAGCCUGAAAGAUCUGCUGCAAAACAAGAUAGAUGACAUGGAGAAGCAGGUCCUAUCCCGGGUCAACACUAUAGAGGAGUCCAAACCGGGCUCCAGGAACGACACCGAUCAGCGGAACAGAGUGGAGUCCACGCUCACCUCUCUGCACCAUCGCAUUACAGACCUGGAGAAAGGUAAAGAAACCAGGCCAACAGACAAAUUCCAGCUCACUUUCCCCCUGAGAACCAAUUACAUGUAUGCCAAAGCCAAGAGGAGCCUCCCUGAGAUGUAUUCGUUCAGCGUGUGUCUAUGGAUCAAGUCCAAUGCCUCACCUGGCGUGGGUACGCCCUUCUCCUACGCUGUCCCGGGCCAGUCCAAUGAGCUGGUGCUGAUUGAGUGGGGCAACAACCCCAUGGAGAUUCUCAUCAAUGACAAGGUUGCAAAGCUGCCGUUCCUCAUCAAUGACGGGAAAUGGCAUCACCUGUGUAUCACAUGGACCACCCGUGACGGGAUGUGGGAAGCCUUCCAGGAUGGAGUGAUGCGGGGCAGUGGGGAGAAUCUGGCACCGUACCACCCCAUCAAACCAGAGGGAGUGCUGGUCCUGGGACAAGAGCAGGACACUCUGGGAGGAGGCUUCGAUGCAACACAAGCUUACGUUGGAGAAUUAGCAAACUUAAAUAUCUGGAAUAGGAAACUUUCUAUUGCAGAGAUCUACAACUUGGCCACAUGCAACAGCAAAGCACCGGCUGGCAAUGUCUUCUCCUGGACGGAGAGCAACAUCGAAAUAUUUGGUGGAGCGACCAAAUGGACAUUCGAACCUUGCCGUUCCCACAACUGAACUGCAUCAAGAGAGGCCUCUCUGUAUUUCUGAGCUUUUGUCGUUCUUGUCUUCAUUUGACGUUUGUUAGAGACUAUUUGAGUUAUUGGUAAGCUUCAAUCUGGGAUUUCUAUCAUUCUUAGGUGUUAAUGUGCAAAACAACACUUUUCAUCUCGAGGGAAAAAAAAAUCGUCUGGGAAACCUCAGUGAGAAAGUAUUGGUAUCUGUUUCCCCCUUUUCUUUCUUGGACGUUCUGUUGAAAGCACACCUAAGCUUUUCAUUUGGCUUAUUUCGUCUUGGACUGGCAGCUUGCAAUCUGCGCCUUAUGUUUCGACAAUUCACAAUCCAAGAGAGGAAUUACAUAACUAUUCCCGCCCCCUUUCCCUCCGGAGUGUGGGAGAUUACACUGUCCAUCCAAUUUUUGUCAGUAUUUGGCGCUGUAAAGUGAUGUCUGAAGUGGUACAGCUUCCUGAGGUCCCCCCCACCAACACCUCACACACAAACACACACACACACACACCACCCUUCCUCCUCUUCCUUCUCCUCCUCCUCCUUCAUUCUUCCCCUCCCCUCCGGAACUUGCACUGUGACUGACGAAGAGAUCGCCAGGAGAGGAGGGUACGUUGAAGGACACUGCAAAGUCAGACUGUGGUACAAGCCAAUUUGUUAUUGUCGUUUGCUUCAAGUGUUUCUGUAAGAAUGUCGUUAACUUGCCAACAUUGCUACAAAGCCUGGGUGCCUUGGGCUGGUACAAAUAUUCAGCACAUUCAGUACGUUAUAAGUUGCAACUUCAAUGUUUAUUGGUUUUUGUUUUUCUUUCUGAGCUGGGUUGAGUUUUCUUGUUUCUCUGGUAAAUGUACUUUAAUUACAGUUUGUUAUCUGACAUGACGUGUUUUGGCAGGUGUUUGUACUACUCUGUAUUAGGAAUGUUACAGUAUUUGUAUAGUAACAGCAUGAAUGACAGAGUGCUGUGAAAGCAUUGUUGAAAUCUGCUUUACUAUCUUCUCUGGGUCUGGGUUUUUUACUGUAUUGUUAUAUGCUCCAAGCAUGGCAAAACUGAGAGAUGAAGAAUUUAAUUUUUGUAAUAAAAUUGUGAUACUUAAUGUCA
Notolabrus celidotus (New Zealand spotty) is the source of this 3070-nucleotide messenger RNA. Its product is annotated as neuronal pentraxin-1-like. The record is from RefSeq and is a predicted model, not a curated record. The transcript is spliced from 5 exons. The coding region runs from base 703 to 1983 and encodes 426 amino acids. NCBI's taxonomy places the organism in Eukaryota, Metazoa, Chordata, Actinopteri, Labriformes, Labridae.